AUGUCUCUCGACAACAGGCACUUGCCCUCAAGAUCGGGUAAAGAUAACCCCCCAAUUAGCCAUCCUGUCACUAGAUCGAAACCGCCCCUUUUAGCGAGUAGUGGCUCUGCCAAUGCUGCAUUCAGUAACACAUCUUCUGCUAAUGACACAAGCAGUGAUGAUAGUGACAGUAGCUGUCCUGGUAGUAGCAUUGACCGGCUAUCGCCCAACUUCAACGUAUUGAGAGUCAGCAGGGUUCGGCGAACGGUGCGUGGUCCACUCGCUUCUUUGCAAACGCAUACCGAUCAGCCAGGCGAUGUGGACAGUGAAGCACGGUUCACUGACUGGGAUGGGGAGAGCUUGGUUUACGCGCCUAAUGGAUCCUUCGUUGGCUGCAUGUUCCCCGAUGGCCGCAGCGAAGUUGCCCCUGAAGAUUCUAUCUCAAUGAAGGGUGUCCAUAGACGGCCGUAUGAGGAUGUGCCAUACGAGGGAUCCGAUGAUGAUGACGAUGACGAGGAUAUCUGCUUGGAUAGAAGCAGAGCGCCAAAGUAUGAGGAUCGGCUUACCAAACUAGGCUAUGUUUCGAGACUACCAGAUAUUGAAGGAAAGCGACACUAUCGCAUCGAAUUAUCCAUCGAUAAAUCACUUGAGGAGGACAAGAUCCGUACUAGGCUGGGGACUAUAAGCCUAUCCACCUCCAGGCUUCCUAUGCUCAACCACGACGGUCUUCAACCUAAGCUUGCUUCAGAUUUGGAGGGUUUCAACAACGGAUUCUUAGAGGUCAAGAGAUCGCCUGUUUCAGGAUAUGGAGUAUUCGCUGUUUGUGACCUUGAACCCUUCACACCUAUUCUCAUCGAACGAGAGCUUUUUAGUGCCAACUCAUUCGACCUUUAUGAUAAACUGGAUGCGCUCACAGAAGAGCAGAGGAAAGCUUAUCAUGCUCUGCACAAUCACAAGCGGACACCAUCCGAAGACAGCCGCGCCGCCAUUUGGCGCACGAACAGGUUCUCGAUCAGUUCAAGGGGCUCCGUGUUUCUCAUAUCGUCGCGGUUCAACCACGCAUGUGGUGAUCGUAACAACGUCGACUACUCGUAUGACCGCGACAAGAGAUGUAUGGUGUUUGUGGUCAAGAAGAAUGUUGAGUCGGGCAGCGAGCUGUUCAUACAAUACGGCAAGGGUCCGGCUCACCUAUUUGCUACAUGGGGUUUCCGUUGCGCGUGUGGCGGCUGUGCAGGUCUCUCUGAGGACGAUUGCAAAGCCAUUAAGUCGUCAGCCUGGGGUGAAGACAACGAUAACUUGGUGAUGUGGUAGAGGGCUGCUAACGCAUCGAAUGCGUAAUGAAUGGGAUCAACCACGCGAUGUUGAUAACGACAUGUUAUCAUCUACUAUGACAAUUUCCUUAUAGCUGUUGAAUGAUCCUAACUAGAUUUAUCUAACCGAUACAUAUAUAUCGUAUAUGGAAUGGGUCUGAAACCCUUGUGUGGCAGUUGGGAGAAUCAAAGACGAGUUACAGUACCAAGAGAGGAAAAGGGGCAUGGGUUAUUGCCGGA
Molecule: messenger RNA, 1529 nt
Organism: Xylaria bambusicola
Lineage: Eukaryota; Fungi; Ascomycota; Sordariomycetes; Xylariales; Xylariaceae
Exons: 7
Coding region: 1-1290 (429 amino acids)
Molecular function (GO): protein binding
Source: RefSeq, a predicted model, not a curated record